Crotalus tigris (Tiger rattlesnake) is the source of this 4106-nucleotide messenger RNA. RefSeq names its product whirlin (gene WHRN). Gene Ontology annotation, cellular component: photoreceptor inner segment; plasma membrane; stereocilium tip. Gene Ontology annotation, biological process: sensory perception of sound; auditory receptor cell stereocilium organization. Gene Ontology annotation, molecular function: protein binding. NCBI's taxonomy places the organism in Eukaryota, Metazoa, Chordata, Lepidosauria, Squamata, Viperidae. The record is from RefSeq and is a predicted model, not a curated record. The coding region runs from base 408 to 3431 and encodes 1007 amino acids. The transcript is spliced from 13 exons.
CUCUCUUCCGCCCUCCCUCCCACUCUCUUUCUCUCCCCCUCUCUCUUCUUUUUUCUCUCUCUCUCCCUCCCGCCCUUUCUCUCCUCCCCCCUCUUCUUGCGAAGGGCAAGCCGAGACUUUCGCCGCCGCAGGGGAAGAAGCGACGCCGGCCAGGAGCCAGCUCGCCUACGCCUUUCCCCCGGAGCGCGCCUGCCCCUCCGCCGCCCUACCCGGCGUCUCCUUUCGCUUCUCCGGCCGCUCUGCUUCCCCCGAUGGCUCCUCCGCCCUUCCGGCUAAGGGGGGCGAGGAGAAGGGAGCCCCCCAAGUGAACGGCCCGCCGUCCGGCUGUCUUCCGAUGCCCGGCUCCCCAGCGGCCGCCCAGGAUCCGCCUCUCUCUCUCUCUCUCUCUCUCUCUCUGGCCGGAGGCGAUGAGCACAGACUUGGACCGUCUGUCGGUGGGUUCGCGCGCCUCCAGCGCCUCUUCCUCGCCUUCCUUCGACGGAGCGGGCAAGGGGGCUGCGGGACAGGCCGGGUUCAGGAGCGGGCCCCCCGGACCCGGCAUCCGCCUGCUGUCGGCCAACGUGCGGAAGCUGCACGGGGCGCUCAACCAGCUGCUGAGCGAAGGCGAGCGCGAGCAAUUCAUCCAUUGCCUUAACGUCUAUCACUGCCGGCGGAACGUCUACGACUUGGUGCAGACGCUCAAAGUCCUGCUGGACGGCCCGGAGAAGAGGCAGCUGCUGCCUAUGCUGCGCCUGGUCAUCCCUCGCUCGGACCAGCUCCUCUUCGACCAGUACACCUCGGAGGGGCUUUACUUAAAGGCGAACUUCUUGCCCAGCGCUGGGGCAGGAGGGUACGAGGGCGCCGGGUCUUCCCGAGUCCUCCCUUCGCCCGCCGCUGCCUCCUCCUCCUCCUCUUCCUCCUCCUCCUCCUCCUCCCGCUUUCCCUCUCCCAUCCCGGCUGCCCGUUUGUGGCCUCCUUCCUUGGCCUCCGGCAGGCUCCGGCAAGAAUUCAGCACCACCGCGGACGGGACAGCUCCCGCGGAGCCCAUUGCUGGCUUGGAGGAGCUUGGAGCAGAGGUCAGGCAGGUGACCUUCAAAAGGCAAAAAGCUCAGGAAGGCUUGGGCUUCAGCAUCCGAGGAGGCUCCGAGCACGGCGUUGGCAUCUACGUCUCCCUGGUGGAGCCGGGCUCCUUGGCCGACAAAGAGGGCCUUCGGGUGGGAGACCGGAUCCUGAAGGUCAACGACAAGCCGCUGGACAAGGUGACCCAUGCGGAUGCUGUCAAGGUGCUCAAGGGCUCCAAAAAACUCAACUUGACCGUCCAUUCGGCAGGACGCAUCCCUGGCGGCUACAGAACCAACCACAUUUACACCUGGGUGGACCCCCAAGGCCGGAGUGUCUCUCCCCCGGUCGGCCUGAUCCAGCACCAGAGCAGCCCUUUGGGCAAGGAGGGUGAGAAAAGGAGCCACCUUCAACUUCUUCAGGAAGGGGAUGAGAAAAAGGUCAACCUUGUGUUGGAUGAAGGACGAUCUCUGGGUCUGAUGAUUCGAGGGGGAUCUGAAUACGCCCUGGGGAUUUACAUCACAGGGGUGGACAAGGAUUCGGAAGCGGAAAACACUGGUUUGAAAGUGGGGGACCAGAUUCUGGAGGUGAACGGACGAAGCUUCCUCAGCAUUUCCCACGACGAGGCUGUGAAACUCCUGAAAUCUUCUCGCCAUCUCAUCAUGACCGUCAAAGACGUGGGAAGGCUACCUCAUGCCCGGGCCACUGUGGAUGAGACGAGGUGGAUCGCCAGCUCCAGAAUUGGAGAGACGAUGGUCAAUUCUGCAGGGGCCUCUGGAGAUCCUGUGGGGGAGAUGACACCAAAGACAUCUUUUUAUAAAGGCCUUGCGGGAUCUCAAGUAACAUUGAAUAGCCUGGUGAACCAAAGCCGAGUGAUGCUGGAGGAACACGCACGCCACCUCCUGAAUGAACCCGAGAGGUCCACCAUGGCUUACUACUUGGAUGAAUAUAAGGAGAACAACAUCUCGGUGGAUUCCCUCAUCCUGGCUCUCUUUGAACUGCUCAACACCCAUGCCAAGUUCUCCCUCCUAUCAGAGGUCCGAGGAGUGAUAUCUCCACAAGACCUGGACCAUUUUGACGACCUGGUCCUUAAGAGGGAAAUAGAAUUCAUGAAGGCCCGGCAGCCCUCGGGGACCGGAACAGACUGUUACUCUACAAUGUCCUACAGCGAUUCUGCUUCUUGUACGGAAAGCCAUUUCACGUCCACCACAGCCAGUUCAGCUCGGGAGAGACUCUUGUGGCUGAUUGAUUUGAUGGAGAAUUCUUCCAAUGGGGAUAGGAGUGGAAGCCAAAGCAGGAUCAAUGCCUUACCUGACAUCUCUCUGGAUGAUGUCUCCUCAUUCUGUGAAGAACUUCCAGCUUUUAGACCCUCACCUCCUGCUGCCUCCUCUCAGUCCGGGGCAGACUCUUCAGACGAAGCACACAAACCUGGUUUGGGAUCUUCUGAAUCCUUCCAGUCAGGGCUGUUCUUCAGGGCUCCUCAAGGCCCCAGGCCAUCUUCCAGCCUCUCUGAGAAGGACACCUACAGCCUUGCCUCCAGCUCCACCACCGGCUCUUCCGUGGAGGACUCGGCCGCCAGCUCCAUCUACGCCUCCAUCUCUCCAGCGACUUGCGCUUCUAGGAAGCCCACGGAGGCCCGAUUGUUGCUGAUCAACCAGCACCCGAUGCUACCCUUCCCUCGGAUCCAGUCGCCCACGCGGUUGAGACAGCCCUCCCCGGAGACGGCUGGCCCAGCCCCAAGCUCCCCUACCCCACCACCCCUCCCCUCCCACCCAGCUGCUUCCCCUCCCAGCGAGAAGGGCGGAUUUGAAGUGGGGAACACCCAGCAUUUUAUCAUGGUUGAAGUUCACCGGCCGAAUAGCGAACCGGAUGUGAAUGAAGUCAAGGCAUUGCCUCAGGCCAGAGCCUCCACGCUCUCCCAGCUCUCGGACAGCGGGCAGACCCUGAGUGAAGACAGCGGUGUCGAUCUGGGAGAAGCGGAACUCAGCACCAGCAGAGAGAGGAGCCAGCGGCUCCGGGGACUGCCGACGCGAAGCCCGCAGGAAGUCCCCAGAGUGGGUGGAGCAGUGGAGACAGGAGCCAAACCGCCAGGACUCCUGGAGCCAACGUCGCAUCUCAUCCGGGUGCCUAAGAGUGCUCCGACCUUGGGCAUAGCCAUUCAAGGGGGUGCAAACACUCGACAGCCCCUGCCUAGGAUUGUCACCAUCCAGAAAGGCGGUUCGGCUCACAACUGCGGCCAGCUGAAGGUGGGUCAAGUCAUCCUGGAAGUCAACGGCACGGCCCUCCGCGGGAAGGAGCACCGCGAAGCCGCCCGCAUCAUCGCUGAGGCUUUCAAGGCAAAAGAGAAGGAUUACAUUGAUUUCCUUGUCACAGAAUUCAACGUUGCACUUUAGGGAGGGGGGGAAGAAGGGCCGUCUGGAAGAGCCCGAAGCCAAACGCCCAAGAGACGGCAGGAAAGAACAGGGUGACAAGGUGUCUGAGGCAUCCAGUCGCGUACACACCUGUACACUCAGGUAGAGCCCAGACAGGAUUCCCCACCGAGCAGACGUAGGAUUGGAUUGACCGCUCCUCAAUAUAAUUUCUCUCGGCUAAGUGCCCCCCACUUCUAACGGCUCCCCAAUCUUGAUAGACCUUGAACAUGGGAGAGAAGCCCAUCAUCCUUCUUCCCAGCGAUCAAUCUUAACACCAUUUAGCUCACCCGUCUCUUCAUUUUUGCCUCUGUGUUUGAAUAACCUGGCAAGACACCUGUAUGAAACACCUGCUUUCUCUCGUAGCUCUGCGUACCAUCUCCCCCUUGUAUCUUACGGGAACAUUUUGCUAUCAUGCCAGGUCCCAGAGAUUUUGGGCAUGAGAAGAUGGGGACACCAAGUAGGACCAUCUGGGGACACCGAUUCUGACGGUUUCAGGAUUUCAUCUUUGUGACGGACGCCUCUUGAAGUGACAUUUCCCCAGAUCCCGCCUUGUCAUCGGUCCCUAGCCAAUAACGGGGCAACCCUUCACGAUUUCACUCUGUGUACAUAAAAGAGAGACUCUGGUUUAAUUUUUCAAUAAACGUGUUAGAAAAAAAA